Temnothorax curvispinosus is the source of this 2927-nucleotide messenger RNA. RefSeq names its product peroxisome assembly factor 2 (gene Pex6). NCBI's taxonomy places the organism in Eukaryota, Metazoa, Arthropoda, Insecta, Hymenoptera, Formicidae. The record is from RefSeq and is a predicted model, not a curated record. The transcript has 7 exons. Gene Ontology annotation, biological process: protein import into peroxisome matrix. Gene Ontology annotation, molecular function: ATP binding; ATP hydrolysis activity. Gene Ontology annotation, cellular component: cytosol; peroxisomal membrane. Bases 165 to 2663 code for a protein of 832 amino acids.
CUCCUGGAGCCCCUGGAGGACGGCUCUCCUGCGCGCUACUGCUCCCUGCUCCUAUAGUAACUCGGUUAGGGAUCGUGCCAAAAUUGGGUCCGAUUAUUGAAGGAUUCACGAGGCGAUAUUGUAAAUCUAAAUAAUUUAAACAAAAAAAUUCCUGUGUACAAAUCAUGUAUAAGACGACACGUCAGAGGAUGCUUUCUACGUUAUUGUACCAUAAAGGAAUUGUCAGGGGAAUAACGAACACCUCGAUGCGAAAAAAUCCGCACUACGUGCUGAGCUACAUUUUCCUGGAAUAUCUGCACCGUAGAUUUCAAAGAAUGUCCACGCAGGAUCUCGAGUGGGCCACAUUGCCGGACGCGGCUUUAAAACGUAUACUGGGCGAUCCGGAAAUUACGUGGAACGAAUACGUCGAUUGUGAUUCCUGUGCGGUAGCAAAUGUACAACUUUCGAGGAAAUCGCCAAAUUCCGCCUGGUUCAACGUGUGCUCGAUGGCGUCAAUGACGAAAUAUAAAUUAAUGAUUUUAUCCGUGCCGGAUAUUGGUGAAAACAUUGUCCUAAUCUCUGAAACGAUGGAGCGCAAUCUGCGAAAAGCUCUUCGCUGCGAACAACUGGACGGCUCGUGUUUCAUGCUACCGUUGGAAGACGACGCGAUCGAGUUUGCGACCGAGGCGAGAAUAUCCUUAAUCGCCAAUCCGUACGAUUGCCCGACCGAAACGCUAGACGUCAUGUUACAAAAUUACUUCUUACAUCCCCGAUUUUUGCACGUGAACGAUAUGUUCAGGAUCGACACGAAGGAACACGCUCAGGAUCAAUUUUACUCGUCUGGUUCCUUGAGAAUCUCCGCGAUGUAUUUUAUAGUUAGAGCUUUAAAAGUGAAUCGUAACGGGCACAGCAGUAGCGUUAACAGUUGCUACGUCGUGCGCGGAGAGUCAACGCUCAUUCAGGAAGCGCAAGUUCACGAUUAUAUUCCUCGGGAACGUGUUUACUCGCUUCCCGAUAGCGCACUUUUACGGCGAAACGGAGUGGCGCAAAAAUCGCUGAAUCGCAAAUAUCCGUCGGCUCUAAUGGAACCCUUGGAACAUUUAGAAUCUUGCAUUACGCCGUUUUUGAAAAAGGACGUCCGAUUGAACGUGAGACCGGUAUUUCUUGUGAAAGGACCGCGGGGUUGCGGUAAACACGAGUUAGUUCGAGCAGCAUCCAAGAGAUUGGGAUUGAACUUCCUCGAUGUUGACUUCGUGGAGGUGCAGACUUUAACGUCAGCGCAGACCGAAGCUAAGCUUCGCAUAACGCUGCAAAAUGCGCAACAAUGCGUGCCAUGUAUACUAUAUUUAAAUAAUGUUCAAAUAUUCGGUAAGACUGCCGAAGGCCAGAAGGAUGAAAGGGUCAUAUCUGCCUUCUCGGCAGAAAUCACCGCGUUGUACAACAGACGCCGAAAAUUUCCUCUGAUUAUCGUAGCCGCGUCGGACGAGACUGAUAUACCCGCGGAACUGCAACGGAUAUUUAUCGAGACGAUUCACGUGAAGCAUUUAAAUCAGAACAAACGAGCGGAACUGAUAUCUUGGCUGCUGUCUAACAGGAAUCUGACAACUACCGCGGAUCUAUCAAAAGUAGCUGGUCUUUGCUCGGAUUUUAAAUUCGCGGAUCUAUUAGCGUUGUCACUGCACGCAGCUAAAUUUCGGUGCAAAUUAACGUCGCACGGUCAAAAGUGCAUAUUUCCCCUGGAACAAGAAGAUUUCGAUCGAGCUUACGAAUAUAUGCAGUCCGUAUACUCCGAUAGCAAAGGCGCUCCACGCGUGCCGGAAGUUCACUGGGAAGACAUAGGCGGUUUGGCAGAAUUAAAACACGAGAUUAUGCGCAGGAUUCAGUUGCCUCUAUUAAACGCUUUCGGUUUUGGACAAUCCGGAUUACUAUUAUAUGGCCCGCCCGGUACCGGAAAGACUCUUCUCGCUAAAGCAGUAGCGACGGAGUAUCAGAUGCACUUUUUGUCGAUUAAAGGCCCGGAAGUCCUAAAUAUGUAUGUCGGUCAAAGCGAGAAGAACGUAAGACAAAUUUUCGAGCGCGCGCGUUCCGCGGCCCCUUGCAUCGUCUUUUUCGACGAGCUGGACUCGUUGGCGCCCAAUCGAGGUAGAAGCGGGGACAGCGGCGGCGUGAUGGACCGCGUGGUUUCCCAGUUACUCGCCGAGAUGGAUGGCCUCGAGGAGUCCGGCAGUAUAUUCAUCAUAGGAGCUACGAACAGGCCCGAUCUCAUAGAUCCCGCGCUGCUUCGACCGGGAAGAUUCGAUAAGAUGCUCUACGUUGGUAUCCACUCUGAUCGCGCGUCUAAACUCAGCGUCUUGGAGGCGCAGACACGUAAAUUCGAGUUCCGAGAGAGCGGACGGGAAUUGGAACGGGUCGUGGAUCGAUUGCCCGACAACGUCACCGGCGCGGAUUUAUACUCGGUCUCUUCCAACGCGUGGCUCAACGCCGUACGCGAGAUGCUUGCAAAGCAUCAGAAAAUCGAGAAAACCAAUAAGGAUCACCCCGUCGAAGAGGAAGAUGUAAUUAAGGACAAUGUUAUCGUGGAAUUGCGCCAUUUUUCAGAUGCUAUUUGCGAUUUAGUACCGUCAGUUACUGACGAAGAGAUAAAAAGAUAUAACAGAAUGCGGGUAGAAUUAUCAUCGUCGUAAUUCCGGAAUCGUUUCCUAAGGAAUAGUACAAAAUAUAUUUCUAGUUCUUAGGGUUUCUCGGUAUUUUAAAUAAUAAAUAACGAGACAAAUUGUAGAACACAUUGUAUAUAAUGUAAUAGAAUGUAACGAGUGGUUUGUCUGUAAAAAGGUAUAUAAUCUCGCAAUGAAACAACGCGCGAUGUUAUAAACGACAUGUUAUUUUAUUUCGAGAAGUAUGUAAAACAAUUUUUACAGCGAAUAAUUAAAACGAAGGAGUCAAUCUAC